Messenger RNA from Colius striatus (speckled mousebird), 1043 nucleotides. It is a transcript of the gene GLO1, whose product is annotated as glyoxalase I. The transcript is spliced from 6 exons. Lineage: Eukaryota; Metazoa; Chordata; Aves; Coliiformes; Coliidae. The record is from RefSeq and is a predicted model, not a curated record. Gene Ontology annotation, molecular function: metal ion binding; lactoylglutathione lyase activity. Bases 32 to 583 code for a protein of 183 amino acids.
CUCCUCCCGCUCCUCCUCCUCGGCUCCCGACAUGGCGGCCCCAGCAGAGCUUAGCGGUCUCAGCGACGAGGCAGCCUACGGCGCCUGCUCGGAACCGGAUGCCAGCACGAAGGAUUAUUUGUUCCAGCAGACAAUGUUAAGAGUAAAGGAUCCUAAGAAGUCUCUGGAUUUUUAUACAAGAGUUCUUGGAAUGACACUGCUUCAAAAGUUUGACUUUCCUACAAUGAAGUUCUCACUCUAUUUCCUGGGGUACGAGGAUAAAAAUGAUAUCCCAAAAGAUAAAACUCAGAGGACAGCUUGGACCUUCUCUAGAAAAGCUACACUUGAACUGACACACAACUGGGGCACUGAAAAUGAUGAAAAUCAGUCUUACCACAAUGGCAAUUCAGAUCCCCGGGGAUUUGGACACAUUGGAAUUGCUGUCCCUGAUGUCAAUAAAGCUUGUAAGAGGUUUGAAGAACUAGGAGUGAAAUUUGUGAAGAAACCAGAUGAUGGUAAAAUGAAAGGAAUUGCAUUUGUUCAGGAUCCUGAUGGCUACUGGAUUGAGAUUUUGAAUCCUAACCACAUGGCGACUCUUACUUAGUUUGAAUGAAGUCUGUUACAUAAGACAUGCUUUCAGUCCCUUGGAGAAAAUCUGUAACAAUGUUUGUGAAAUACUUGCUUAAUGUAGAGGAAUCAGUCAUGUUCAGAGUCUCCUCUAAAAUUAUCCCUUGGGAACUCAGUGUACUUGAAUUAAUAUUUUCUUUUCCUGUGAUGCCACUGCAAUUUGUUUCAAAUUAGGAAUACUCAACUUUUUUUUUUUUUGGAAGACCAUUCACAGAUUCUCCUCUUGAACAUUGAUUUUUAUUAAUAUUUCACUAAACAUUGUCAAAGAUGUGACCAGAAAUUAACACUAUGUAGAUGGAAACUAAGAACAAAAUAAUUCUGUAUCACUACUGCUGAGCUUCAACAAGGAAGAAUAUUUUUUUAAUGAAGUCAAUAGAUUCUGAAAGCUUCAUCCUCUAUCUUGUAUACUAGAAAAUAAAAUGUCAGACUGACUUUGA